UUCACUAGUAAAUAGUAAUCGUAUCUAUUUGAGUAGAAUCAGAUGCGAGUAUUCUGUCACAUUUAGCCUACAAUUUUUGCUAUCCGUCUCGCUAUCUCAUUUUUGAACGAGACGAAUGAAGUAGUUUGUAUCACGUUGUAGGUUAAGAUUGUAACAAUGAUAUUUUUGUAGCAUAAUAUCUAUGGGUGCAACGUGGUAACGAACAAUCCUGUGCCCUCAUAAUCUUUGACAUUGGGGUUCAUUUUCAGAGCAGUGUUUAAAGACUACAAGAAUGUGACAGUGAUUUCCUACUUCCAAAACGCUUCCGCUGUCAUCUUAAAGAAACACACCGCCUCUCAUCAAGCAUCAUCAUGUUUUAUUUGAUUUUAUUGGAGUGGAUCGGGGUGAUAAAGUUGGUAUUGUGAUAGGCUGGGGCGGAUCAGAAUGACCCUGAUUCGCUGUUGUCUCUGAACCCUUUCUGGCACGUAACAAAGGCUCAGCCGUGACUGUCACUUGUGUUCUACCAGCUGCGACACUCGGUGCUCGAUUGCUUUCGACUGUAAGGACCAUGGCGGAUACAUGGGAUAAUGUUACAAUUCCUGAGUUCAACUCCCUUCUUCAAAUGGAUCCCUACCUCAAGCAGUACGAAAAGGACUUCAGGAGGAGGUAUGGGCUGUUUGAGAAGCGUCUGUUCCUCCUGGAGGAGGCAGAAGGGGGCUUUGAUCAGUUCACUAGAAGCUACAGGACCUUUGGCGUGAACCGCAUGGCUGACAACAGACUGGUGUUGAGGGAGUGGGCCCCAGCCGCGGAGGCCCUUUUCCUUACUGGAGACUUCAAUGGUUGGGACAACUUCUCUCAUCCGUACGAGAAGAAAGAGUUUGGAAAAUGGGAACUGUGUCUGCCCCCCAAGCAUGACAAGUCACCAGCCAUCGAACACAACACCAAACUCAAGGUUGUGGUCCACACUAAGAAAGGGGAGCGUCUGUACCGCAUUUCACCUUGGGCCAAGUACGCCAUCCAGGCCGAGAAACAAGUCAUCUAUGACUGGGUCCACUGGGACCCUCCUCAACCUUACAUGCACAUCCACCCUCGCCCCAAGAAGCCCCAGAGUUUACGGAUCUACGAGUCCCACGUGGGCAUCGCCUCACCUGACCCUAAAGUCGCCUCCUACACCAACUUCACAAUCAAUGUCCUGCCUCGAAUAAAAGACUUGGGGUACAACUGUAUUCAGCUGAUGGCUGUCAUGGAGCAUGCAUACUAUGCCAGCUUUGGUUAUCAAGUCACAAGCUUCUUUGCUGCAUCCAGUCGUUACGGGACACCAGAGGAGUUGAAGCAGCUCAUUGACACCGCCCACUCCCUGGACAUCGUCGUCCUAUUGGACGUGGUCCAUAGCCACGCCUCCCAGAACACGGAGGAUGGGCUGAACUCUUUUGAUGGCUCCGACUCCUGCUUCUUCCACUCCCCUCCGCGCGGGGAGCAUGCUCUCUGGGGCAGCCGCCUCUUCAACUACUCCAGCUGGGAGGUGCUGAGGUUCCUGCUGUCUAACCUGCGUUGGUGGAUGGAAGAGUAUCGUUUUGAUGGCUUCAGGUUCGAUGGGGUGACGUCCAUGAUGUACCAUCACCAUGGCAUUGGCAGUAUGUUUUCAGGAGACUACUCUGAGUACUUUGGUCUUCAGGUGGAUGAAGAUUCCCUGGUCUAUCUGAUGACAGCUAAUCAUGUCCUGCACACCCUGUAUCCUGACUGCAUCACCAUCGCAGAGGACGUAUCAGGGAUGCCAGCUGUGUGCCGGUCCGUGGCAGAGGGAGGGUUGGGCUUUGACUACCGUCUAGCCAUGGCCAUUCCAGAUAAAUGGAUCCAGAUUCUGAAGGAGUUGGCAGACGAGGCCUGGGACAUGGGUAACAUUGUCUACACUCUGACAAACAGACGAUACGGAGAGAACUGCAUCGCGUACGCAGAGAGCCACGACCAGUCUCUGGUAGGUGAUAAGUCCCUGGCCUUCUGGCUGAUGGAUAAAGAGAUGUACACCAACAUGAGUUCCCUGAUCCCCAUGACUCCCGUCAUCGACCGAGGCAUCCAGCUACAUAAGAUGAUCCGCCUCCUCACACACGCUCUGGGGGGAGAGGGCUACCUCAACUUCAUGGGUAAUGAGUUCGGCCACCCAGAGUGGCUGGACUUCCCUAGGAAGGGUAAUAAUGAGAGUUAUCACUACGCCAGGCGUCAGUACAACCUGCUGGACACUGACCACCUCCGUUACAGACAGCUCUAUGACUUUGACCGGGACAUGAACCGUACCGAGGACAAGUACGGCUGGCUGGCUGCACCACCGGCGUUUGUGAGUGCCAAGCACGAGGGAGACAAGGUGAUAGUGUUCGAGAGAGGCAACGUGCUGUUUCUGUUGAACUUCCACCCAACCAGGAGCCAGACCAACUACAGGGUGGCUGUGGCCUCGCCUGGGAAAUACACCAUCAAGCUGGACAGUGAUGAGGUGCAGUACGGGGGCCAUGGCAGACUGGACCACAACACAGAGUUUUUUACUGAACCACAGCCCUUCAACGAGAGAGACAACUCUAUGCUGGUGUACAUCCCCUGCAGGACAGCUCUGAUCCUGGGUAAUGACGAUACCGAGUCCUGUUAUUAGACCUCUGCUACUACUGACGCUCGAUACCAGCAGAAACAGACGUCCAGCUGGCUACCAACCUCAAGUGUUAUCAACCAAUCACUGUCCGUUUUUUUUUUUUCAGUGUCGACCAACCACACGCCACUAAUGCCCCCCCCCUCCCCCCUUUCCCUCCCACCCUUCCCCAUUUAUCACAACUUUUGUGAGUUCCUAUGUUUUUUCCAUACACCUUUAACAAUAGUUAGUAGAUUACCAUAUUAACAUCAUCUGUAACGCAGCAUGGUGUUUCCCACUAUAACCGAGUCGGGGCCUUGUUGAAUAGGUGAUUAUAUAUGUUCAACUAAUAUGAUGUAACUCUGGAUGAGGGUUGCAGAAUUCCACUAACUUUCCCCAAAGUUCCCAGGUUGGAAGAUUUCAGGAAUCAGAGAAGAAUAAUGCAGGAAAACCUGGACAUUUUUUUUUUUUUGGGGGGGGGGGGGGGGAGUUCCCGUAAUUCUGCCAUUUACACAGUAUAUAUCAUUCAUAUUUUGAGUCCAUCCACCCACCACUAGUUUUCCAAGCCUUGGUAUGACACCUACAACACUUGAAAAGAAACCGUGGUACAGGGAUAUGGUAAUGCUAAUAUGCUAACAUAAAGCAUUACUUGUGGUACGGUAAUGCUAACAUAAAGUAUUACUUGUGGUACAGUCAUGCUAACAUAAAUUAUUACUUGUGGUACAGUAAUGCUAACAUGCUAACAUAAAUUAUUACUUGUGGUACAGUAAUGCUAACAUAAAGUAUUACUUGUGGUACAGUAAUGCUAAAUGCUAACAUAAAGUAUUACUUGUGGUACGGUAUUGCUAACAUGCUAACAUAAAGCAUUACUUGUGGUACAGUAAUGCUAACAUAAAGCAUUGCUUGAGUUACAGUAAUGCUAACAUGCUAACAUAAAGUAUUACUUGUGGUACAGUAAUGCUAACAUAAAGCAUUUACUUGUGGUACAGUAAUGCUAACAUGCUAACAUAAAGCAUUACUUGUGGUACAGUAAUGCUAACAUAAAGCAUUUACUUGUGGUACAGUAAUGCUAACAUGCUAACAUAAAGCAUUACUUGUGGUACAGUAAUGCUAAUGCAGUUAGCAAUAGUACUACCUUCUCCACUGAUUCCAGCGUGCACAGGCUUGUAAUAAUAUUAUUUUACAUAUAUAUUGCAUUAAGAUCGGUGUGCUAUUUAUAUAAAAACACAAGACGCAUGCAAUUUUUGAUAUAUAAUUUAACGCUUAUGAUUUUGUAUUUAAAUGCCAACAAUGUUUUGCAAUUGGCCAUCCGAAAGUGUAUACUAUAAGAGUGUAUACUAUUUAAAAGUGUAUACUAUGAGAGUGUGUACUAUUUAAAAGUGUAUACUAUAAGAGUGUAUACUAUUUAAAAGUGUAUACUAUAAGAGUGUAUACUAUUUAAAA
Oncorhynchus mykiss (rainbow trout) is the source of this 4033-nucleotide messenger RNA. The record is from RefSeq and is a predicted model, not a curated record. Lineage: Eukaryota; Metazoa; Chordata; Actinopteri; Salmoniformes; Salmonidae.